This is a messenger RNA of Saccostrea cuccullata (small rock oyster), 4358 nucleotides long. Its product is annotated as bromodomain adjacent to zinc finger domain protein 1A-like. The coding region runs from base 180 to 4349 and encodes 1389 amino acids. Lineage: Eukaryota; Metazoa; Mollusca; Bivalvia; Ostreida; Ostreidae. Gene Ontology annotation, molecular function: DNA binding. The record is from RefSeq and is a predicted model, not a curated record. Gene Ontology annotation, biological process: chromatin remodeling; regulation of DNA-templated transcription; regulation of heterochromatin formation. Gene Ontology annotation, cellular component: CHRAC; nuclear chromosome. The transcript has 23 exons.
AAAAUAUUUCUUUAAAGCUUACUAAAUGGUUUAUUUUCGCAUUUGUUUUCCCCUACUACCAAACCGGUGUUCAUCGUCUUUCAUCUCAGUCUACCUCACGCGUGAGAUUGUUUGACCUCAUUGUUUGUAACUGAAUAUAUUGGGACAAGUUCUUUGUGUUUCCCUCCAAAUAUUUCACGAUGCCGCUUCUCCGGCGACAGCCAUUUCACAGAAUCAGACCACCACCCGAUCUAAACCCAGACGAAGAAGUGUUUCACUGUAAAUUAACAAAUGAGAUAUUCCGCGAUUAUGAAGACUUUUUCGAGAGAGUAAUUUUAUGUAACAGUCUAGUAUGGUCUUGCUCCAUCACUGGGAGAGCUGGCUUCACAUAUCAAGAAGCAUUGGAAUGCGAAGAGAAAGCUCUCAAGAAUUUGGCCACUUUCCCCAGUUACCUUCAGAGGCCAAUUCUCUUCCUGGCCAGCCUGACCCACAGAAGUCGCCUGAAUGACAUGAACGAUGACAUCUUUGUCUUCACGAAAGACCGAUACUUCAUUGACGAGAUGGUGGAAGUGAUGCUAGGCAAUGAAAGGAAGACCUGCAAGGUGCUGAGAGUGGUUCCCCCUGCAGCCUCGGUACCAGAAGUCAAUGGAUGCAUUAUUAUCGACUCGGAUGAAGAAGAAGCAAGUGCCAAGUCAAAAGCGGUGACUCUGAAGGCUGAUCAGUAUAAGUAUGUGGUGCAAGAGAAAGGAAAAACCAACAUAACUAUAACCGUACCAGCUAAACAUGUUAGUCGUAAAAAAGGAGUAUACACAAGAGACAAAAGUAAGCUGUACUUAAAACAGUUCUGUGAGUCAGUGCUGGGAAUAUGGAGAGUAAAGGAGUCAGCCAUAAAGAAGAAGGGCCUGAAGGACUGUUCCUUCUCGGACUUUUUUGCGGGCCCCCCUCCAGCGUUUGGUUAUUCUGAGAGCAAGAGGAAGUCGGCUGGGCGUAGGGAGGAAGACAGCGUGAACAGCUCCGACGUCUCGGGACUCAUCUCCUCAAAGUCCCCAAAGAAAAAGAGGGAGGACAAGAGGAAAGACAAAGAAAGAGUGGAAAAAGUUGAACAACCAGAAGAGCCAGAGAUGCCCAGACUGACAAAUGAGGAAAAGGCGGCCAUCAAAGAGCAAUUCAAACAGCAGAAACUGGCCGAGAAAAUGGCACUGAAAGAGGAGAUCAAAAAGAAACGUCAGGAAGAGAUGCAGAAGAAGAGGGAGGAAAAGGCUCUGGAGAAGGCCAAGUUGAUGGAAGAGAGGAGGAUCCAGGCCGAGAUAUACAAGGAGUGGAGUCGCCAACGUGACGAUCUCGAGUGUGACGAUCUCAAGCCCCUGCCGGAGCUGAAGGUGGUCCAGACCCACAUACAGAGUGGUUCUUUUGGAGACGCUCUGAUGGUUCUAGAGUUUAUCAACUGCUUCACCUCUCUGUUUGAUCUAAGGGAAUACUUCCCUAAAGGAUUCACAUAUGAGAUUCUGGAGAGAGCGUUACUGGAGACAGAUCACAAUGGCGUCCUGACGGACAUUCUUCUGAUGAUGAUGUCGGCCAUCUUUACUUUACAGGAAGAGGAGGAAGCUGAGGAGGAGGAGCUCUCUAAGGAAGACAAGGCUAAUCAAGUGACAGGGAUGGAGGAUAUGGAUGACACAAUGGAUAUGGAGAAUAUGAUGGACACAGCUACAAUGUGUGCCCAGAUCCCACAACUAACACAUGGGACACUGUUGAGGAAGCUGCCUCUUGACUCCUUCACCUUGUCUGAGAUCGUCCGACUCCACAUCCUGGCCUCGGGAGCCAAAGUCAGCGAUAAAAACGUCAAGUACCGCUACCAGCAGCGAGGGGGAUACACUUCACUGGACGACCCGGGGCUGCAGUUCAGGAAACAAGAGCCCACGCUGAUGAAACUUCUGGCCACAGAGAGUGUGUUCGACUUACAACCAAGUGAUAAGCUGAAAAUCCUGAAUCUGUUGGUCCAGCAGUUUUUGACAUACGCUGCCACUAGGGACACAAUUGAGGAUAAUUAUGACAAGCUGAGACAGCUCAAGUAUGACCUACGACAUCUACAGUGGGCGGAGCAAAGGAGAGAGAAGGAGGAGCUAGCCAUGAGGUACAAAAAAAGAUUGGAAGAGAAACAAAGGGAGAGAGAAAAAGCAGAGCAGAGAAGACAGAAACAUCUGAGGGAGCUGGAGGAGAGGAUGAAAAGGGAAGAGGCAGGGGAGACAGUUGACGAUGAUGUGAAGAUCAUGGAAGAAGAGGAUGAAGAUGAUGAUGAUGUUGCCAUGGCAGAGGAAGAGAAGGAAGCCCAGAGACAGAGAGAGGAGGAGGAGGAUGCCAACAAGAAGGCAGAGUUUGCCCUCCAGGAGAGACAGAUGAUUGACAGGGUCCUCCGUCUCCAGCACUCCUGUACCCUGGCUCCCCUGGGAAGGGACCGGAUGUUCAGGCGGUACUGGGUCUUCCAGUCCGUACCCGGGCUCUUUGUCGAGGAUCAGGAGGAAUUGGUAGACGACAGAGGCUGGGAGAUUGCUCCACAGAAAGUCACAUUACCUGUUGUGAAACCCGCACAGAUGCCCAAGUCUGAAAAAUCGGAGGAACACAGUAACGGGAGUGAUAAGGAGAACGAGUCCAUGAAUACGUCCACCGCUAAUAAUAGUAUUAACACCAGUCAAAACCUCUCAACCGGAAAUCCUAACGACACAGCUGAUCCAAGUGAUUUACCUCAAAAUACUCGCGACAAGAAGAACGACGAUGACGCCAUUACAAUAAGUGACGAUGAAAACUCCAAGUCGGCCUCUGUGAAAGAAGACACAGAGGAAAAUGAGGCAGUGACGCAAAUUAAAACACGCAAGAAAAACACUUGGAUGUUCUUAACAAAUAUUGAACAAUUUCAUGACUUACUUAACUCUCUCAAUGAGAGAGGAUUCAGAGAAAGUGCUUUGAAGACAGCUUUGUUAGAGCGGAAGAAUGUGAUUGUUGAAAAUAUAGAGGAAUGCCCCUCGGACAUUCUCUAUCAGUCUGUCACUGCUAGCCUUGCCAGGGAGGAGUUGCGCUCAGAAUCGCCCUCGGAGUUAACAUUUAAAUCGACAAGGACGGGACCAAAGAGGAUGUCCAAGGGUUUGAUUAAAAAUAACAGUGCUCAGGAGAUGCUGGAGAUUAACCUACGGGAGCUGCUGCUCGACUUAGAGGAGAGGAUCCAUGUCGGAAGUCUGGGGAAAAUAAAGGUAAAUGACCGACUGGCCUGGAGAAGUGCGAUAGAGAAGGGGAGUUAUGAUCCACAAACUGAAGAUCCUGUGUUUCAGAAACAUGACAUCAGCUUCAAUGAAGGUGAUGAUGAUGAUAAAUCGAUCUCCGAUGAGGAAACUCGGGAGUCAGUGGUCAAGGAUCUCUCAAAGGCCCUCCUACAGAUUGCUAUGGGUGUAGAACACAAAUACAUGGGACCCCCACUAGGAGUCACAGAUGUUAAAUCAAAGGCUGGUGUGAAGAAGAAGGACGCUAAAAAAUCGGAGGACGGGGGCUCUGACGAUGAGGACAGUAAACAGGAGGAGCCCGUUAUGGAGAAGUCGACCAUGGAGCGCUGGGAGGACUCGGUCCUCUUCUGUUCCAGUCUGGCUCAGGUCUUCCUCCACCUCUCCACGCUCGAGAAGAGCAUCAUCUGGCAGAAGUCCGCGCUUCACGCCCGCUGUAGAAUUUGUCGACGGAAAGGCGACGCCGAACAGAUGCUGCUGUGUGAUAAGUGUGACCGGGGUCAUCAUAUGUACUGUCUGAAACCCAGGCUGAAGCAUGUUCCUAAGGGUGACUGGUUUUGUCCAGAUUGUAAGCCUAAGGAGACCAAGAGAAGCCCGCUAAAACAGAGAAGGAGGACGUUUACCGAGAACGAGUCCGAGGACGAAGAGGACAUUGAGGAGGAUGAGGAGGAGGACAGUGAUGAGGAGAUGUUGGAGCAGUCAGAUGAAGAAGAGGAGGAGACUGACAAUGUUUGUGCCGUGUGUAGUACGGGGGGAACACUGGUCUGCUGUGACUCCUGUCCCCUCGUCUACCACCUGGACUGUGCCAUCCCCCCACUUAAAAAGGUCCCCCGUGGCAAGUGGCAGUGUCAACUAUGUACGGGGAUCACCACCACAGGGAAAAUAAAACUGCCCAAAGCUAAAGCUGGUAAGAAGAAAUCCCAGACUAAGAGUACGCCAAACUCAAGUCGAGCCUCGUCACGGAAGGGAAGUCCACGCGACAGUCCGCUGACCGUCAAACCAGGAAAGAAGCGAGACUGGGAGGAAACGGACGACGAUCUGACGCCGAAAUCACGCGGAAAGGGACGACCCAAGUCUAAACUGUCCGACGUUAACGGAGGUUAAUUACAUUUA